AGACCACAUUGCCACUUUGCCCUAAACAGAGCGCUGUUCUCCUCUCUUCUGCAAACACACAUCGUGACUCCACUAUCAUCUCCUACCUUCGCCAACGUCCCCGUUACCCCCUUCUCCAGCGCAGCUGUCGUCACCUUUUCCAGCGCCGCCGUAUACUUUCCCUCCUCUCUCCAUCGGCGAUACCUCCGAAAUGAAGCACUACGACAUUUCUGGAACAACUCUGUCUGUUGCUCUCUUCACAGAGGUCGCUAAUUCCAAGGAACUUUUGGAGCUGAUGCAAGCUGGAACACUAGAGCCUGAAAUAGCCCUUCUCAAUGCAUCUUUGAUUCCAGAUAUUUUCCCGGUUUUAGCAGCUGCUCAUAAAACACUUGUAUCCAAAUCAAGGGAUUCAUUGACAACUCGGACUCUUCAUUCUGAGCUUGUUUAUAAUUACUCAGGAUCUAAACAUAUUUCUGAAUCAUUAAAACGUUGUGGUAUCUCUGAUAGCACCACAUAUAUUCUUGCUGCUCGAUUUAAUGCUUCUGAAGAAGAGUUGAAUGCAAUGAAGACGCUUAUCAAAGGAAAGGAAAUUGAUUUAGAAGAGUUGGAAGGAAGAGCAAACAAAUCUCAAAUACUAAAGCAAUACAAAAUAACGGGGGUAGAACUGGGAAUAUCAACAAUUGGAGAUGCAAUAACUUGUAGGAUUGCUGCUCGUGAUGCUUUGUGAGGGUACCCAUUUGAAUUUUUUUUUUAUCCUUUGUGUGUGUUUUUUCUGGAAAGGGUUUUGAAUUUUCAUUUCUCGUUUUCUGUUAAGAUAACAACACUGUUGUAUUUGAAAAAUACAUGGUUUGAAUUUGUAUAAAUUCUUGAUUCAGAAUCUGGUGUCAAUUAGGAAAUACAGUGAAUUGUUGAAAACUUAA
Lactuca sativa (garden lettuce) is the source of this 899-nucleotide messenger RNA. RefSeq names its product EKC/KEOPS complex subunit tprkb-like protein. Gene Ontology annotation, cellular component: cytosol; nucleus; EKC/KEOPS complex. Gene Ontology annotation, biological process: tRNA threonylcarbamoyladenosine modification. The record is from RefSeq and is a predicted model, not a curated record. Lineage: Eukaryota; Viridiplantae; Streptophyta; Magnoliopsida; Asterales; Asteraceae.